AUGGUCAAAAUAUUAUUUCUGGUUGCUUUUACAGCUUCCAUUGUCACUCAACUGGAAAGUGCAAAUAUUUUGGGAAUCUUCUACUAUCCAAGUUAUAGUCAUCAAAUAGUUUAUCAACGACUAGUAAAAGAUUUAGCGAACCGUGGUCAUCAUUUGACAAUUUUAACUGCUGACAAAAUGGAUAGUAAACAUCCGAAUAUUUCAGAAAUAUAUAUGGAGAGCUCUUAUGAAGGAAAUAUUAACUUUGUUGAGAGCAGAAAGUCUGGUGGAUUAAAACUUUUCUAUGAUUUACUGAUGGCACAUUUUAAACGAAGUGAACUACAAAUGGAAAAUCCCAAAGUGAAAGAUUUAAUUAUUAAUCACAAGAAUUAUCAUUUUGAUGUUAUUCUUCUUGAGUAUUUGUUUAAAUCGCAUUUCAUUCAUUUUGGAGAGUUAUACAAUUGUCCAAUUAUUGGCAUAUCAGCUAUUGGAGUUGGAAUUCCAGUGCAUGAAUUAAUGGGCAAUCAAGUAAAUCCAUUGAUUCAUUCAGAAAUUAUGUUUCCAUAUCAACAUGGAAGAAUGAAAUUUAAAGAGAGAGUUUCCAGCUUCAUCUACUAUUUUGCAACGAAAUUCUUUCUCCAACCAAUCUUUGAAUAUGUUGGUUGGGAACAAGCAAAGAAAAUGUUCAUACUUAAGAAUUCAUCAGUUACUGCACAAGAACUUGAGGACCGAGUUGACUUGGUGUUUGUAAAUACAAACCCUUUGCUAGACUAUGUUCGACCCAUCACUCCAAAUACUAUUCAACUUGGAUUUAUGCAUGUUGAAACACCAAAACCAAUAAUUGGUGAGCUUAAGGAAUACUUAGAUUCGUCUCAAAACGGUAUCAUCUACAUGAGCUUGGGAUCAAAUGUGAAGUCAAAAGAUUUAACACCCGAAACCAAAACAAUUUUUCUGAACGUUUUUCGUAAAUUAUCGUAUGAUGUUCUGUGGAAGUUUGAAGAUGAUCGGUUAGCUAAUAAGUCAGACAAUGUAAAGAUCUCAAAAUGGCUUCCACAAACAGAUCUCUUAGCUCAUCCAAAUGUUAAGUUAUUUAUAACUCAGGGUGGUUUGAUGUCACUCGAGGAAUCAAUAGACCGCGAAAUGCCAAUGAUUGGUAUUCCAUUUCUUCUUGAUCAAUACCAAAAUACAUUGAAAGUUCAAGAAGAAGGAUUUGGUUUGUCUUUGGAUCUCGAAGAUGUCACUGAAGCGUCUCUUCAUAACGCUAUUACCGAAGUGAUGAAACCCAAGUACCGAGAAAAUAUCAAGAGGUUCAAGAAGCUCGUGUACGAUGAGCCUAUGACGAGUCGGGAAAAGGCUGUUUUUUGGACUGAAUACGUUAUUCGUAAUAAAGGAGCUAAAAAUUUAAAAUAUCCUGGAAGAUUACUUCCGUUCUACCAAAAAUGUGGACUUGAUGUAAUUGCAACAAUAAUCCUGACAGUUUAUUCCUUUUCAAAACUCUUAUCGUAUUUACGUAACAGUGUAAAAAGCAAUAAAAAGCUGAAGAUAUUGUAA
This is a messenger RNA of Clunio marinus, 1530 nucleotides long. The record is from the annotation of a GenBank genome assembly. NCBI's taxonomy places the organism in Eukaryota, Metazoa, Arthropoda, Insecta, Diptera, Chironomidae.